This is a messenger RNA of Python bivittatus (Burmese python), 5065 nucleotides long. It is a transcript of the gene CCND3, whose product is annotated as cyclin D3. The record is from RefSeq and is a predicted model, not a curated record. Lineage: Eukaryota; Metazoa; Chordata; Lepidosauria; Squamata; Pythonidae.
CCGAAGGCCCGUGGCCGUACAUUCCCUCGUGUCAGUGCUGCCAGGAGCUUGGAGGCGCCUUGCAGGGGGAGGGGAGGCUGCUUUGCUGGGCUCGCCGCCGCAGCUGCUGCUGCUGCUGCCGCCGCCGCCGCCGGAUCCAGCCCGCGCCCGGGCGGAGACUGCCGAAGAGUCCUCCUCUCCCUUCCUCGUGGCCUCCGGAUCCCCGUUCGCAGGCUCGGCUCCCUUCUUUUCAGCGCUCCGUUCCCAUCUCCGGAUUCGCACACAUGGAACUGCUGUGCGUGGAGGGGGUAAUCCGGGCCAAGCGGGAUCCGCAGCUAUUAAGGGACCGGCGGGUCCUGCAGAAUCUGCUCAGCCAGGAAGAGCGCUGCUGCCUUCGCGUUUCCUACUUCCAGUGCGUGCAGAAGGAGAUCCAGCCGUACAUGCGGAAGAUGUUGGCGUUCUGGAUGUUGGAGGUUUGUGAGGAGCAAAAAUGUGAAGAAGAGGUGUUUCCCUUGGCCAUGAAUUAUGUGGAUCGCUAUUUGUCCUGUGUCCCCACCCGCAAAAACCACUUGCAACUCCUGGGAGCUGUCUGCAUGCUUUUGGCUUCCAAGUUGCGAGAAACCAUGCCUUUAAGCGUACAGAAACUCUGCAUUUACACAGACAAUUCCAUCACACCAUGCGAAGUUUUGGACUGGGAGUGUUUGGUCUUAGAGAAGCUCAAAUGGGACCUGGUUUUGGUAAUAGCAAAUGACUUCCUGGAUCACAUUCUCCAUCGGCUGCCACUUCCCCAGCCUAAGGUGGACUUGGUGAAGAAACACGCCCAGACCUUCAUUGCGUUGUGCGCCACAGAAUACACCUUUGCUAUGUAUCCACCAUCCAUGAUUGCUACGGGUUGCAUUGGAGCAGCAGUCCAUGGCCUCUCUACCUCAUCUGACCAUUUUUCUGGCGAGGCGCUUACUGAACUCCUUGCUAGCAUUACUGGCACAGAGGUGGACUGCCUGAAAGCUUGCCAGGAGCAGAUCGAGGCUGCCUUAGCUGAGAACCUGAAACGAAUAUCUCAGCCUCAGCAAGAAUAUAGCCCCUCCAAGAAUGCAGCUUACCUGGACAGCCAGGAAGUCAGCUUGACCAGCACACCUACGGAUGUCACAGAUGUCAACCUGUGACCAAGUCCUCCUGGUGACUACCCAGUUCUCAGAAAAAAAAGGCCUCCUGGAACAUUCUACCAUCACUGAAGAACUGAGAGAAUUUUCCCAGCAGAUACCAUAUUUCUAUAUAAGGCUGUUGGCACUGGGUUGUAGUGGACUUGGGUGGGACUCAAGAAGGAAUAGGCCUCUUGAAAGAGGACUGUUUUUCUGUGUUGCUAGCCUGGGUUUCCAAGGAUCAGGGGAGCCUUCUGGGGUAAUCGAACCAAGCUUAAACCUGGGAAGGAUGAGUGAGCAUAGUGUCAAUUCAAAACAUUCAUUGGUUUGGGUCUCUUCAUUGGUGGGGCAUUGCUGAUAUACUGCUAUUUUAUCUCAAUCUUUGCUGCAUGCCUAUUGCAUGCAAGUCAAGAGAGAGAAUGCACUUUCGUUGGCUCAAUCACCUUCACCUUCCAUAAAGACUUGUUGAUGUUCACCUGAGACGACCUUGGCUAAAGCUGUUUUGCUCAGGCUGCCUUUACUGGUCAUUGGUAAGAGCCCAAGCAAUAGAGAGUAUAGCACUGAGAUCCCUUUCCAGCUUCACUCAGUGCCAGGGACGUCUUAGUUCUUUGAAGAUCUAGAGUAGCACAAUCCUUGAGCCCUUCAUUUGAGAACGAGUGGGGGGUUUGCUUGCUUUUUGUAGGUGCUUAUAAAGGUGCUGCUUGUCAUAGUGAAAAUGUGGGGAGGCCCGAAGGGAUACAUUCUACUUGCACCUGGUUGCCUUUGCUUACUCCUGUGAGAUCUAUGAGCUGCUUUAUUUAUUGUAAGAACUAAAUCUUGUAAAACUGCAGAAUGAAGGGACAUCAGCAUUCUGGUCUGUCCCAUCUUGCCAUAUAAAAUAGUGCCUUAAUGUUGUUUCCUCAUUCUCCUUCAUACCUCUGGGUUGCUUACUUUGAGAGAUUAGUCAUUGUAGAAGUCAUUCACAUUCAGAGUACACCCAACACUUGCUGCUAUACUUGUAUGUAUAAAUCCCUCUUCUCUUCACUGCCAAAAACCUUUUAAAAGGCAGGCAGGAGAGCUGGAUGGAGAUGGAUGGAGUAGGAGUAAGUAAAAAGUUUUCUAAUGUAAUCACCUGCUUUUAUAAGGGGGAUAAAAGAUUAAUUUCUUUCCCCUAAGAGUUUACAAUAUGAUGAGCUGCAGACUGCACUGGUGUCAAGAGUUAAAUUCUUGUUUGUUCAGGAAAAAAAAUGUGCUGGGUUCCCCUGCCCCCCCAAAUGCUGCUUUUAUGAAAGAUCACUUUGAGAAAUAUUAGGUGAACUAGAGUGAUGGGAGCAAACCUUGCCUUUGAGUUCUAGUGGUAUUCCAUUCUUCAGCCCUCUGACUGUACUAGAAAUGCGAACUGAUGCACAGGCAUCCCCUGUGGGGGAAAGGGGCAAGUGACAAAAUGUGCAGCAGCGCUGCAGCACAAACUGCCCCCUUGUGUGCUUGCAUGCAGUGAUGCGACACAAGUAUGAAAGGGAGGAGCUUGCAUUAUGAUGUCAUGACAUGUUUUGUCAUUUUGGCAUUGUGAUUAUAAACUCAAACACCACUGGAGACAGUCAUGCUUACCAAAAAAAAAAAAAAAAGCCUUUUUUCCCUCCAUUUUUGCCUUUAUUUCCCCCUUCCCUAUGCUUAGCCUGGUUAUGUCAUAAUCAAAGUGUCGUCACACUUCUAACAAAUGGAAGUCUGUAUCCAUUAGAACUUCAUACAAGUUUGGAAAUGAGGAGAAUGCAUUUUAGAGAGAGAGAGAAAUAUAUAAAUAUAUAUAUUACAGCUUUAAGUAAAGUUUGACAAUAUGAUAUUCACUGUCAUUUGAAAUUCAGUUGUUAGGACAAUUUUGGUAUUUUACCAUAUUGCAAUAAAAGAUUUUUGAAACUGGCACAUUCUUGCUGUCUUUCUUGAGCAGUAGAAAUACAAUUUUAAAAGAACCAAAUGGAUCUACAAUAUAGUUUGAGUAUCUUCUAAAGAAGGCUGCUAUUAAAAAUAUAGGCUGCUCGUAGUUUAUGCCUUUUAAGGACUUCAUAAUGUUGUUCAAUUUCUAACUAUUCCAAUAGAAUACAUUUCUCAGCUGUGGCAGCUAAAUCCCGCAGAUGGAUGGUUAAGGACAGCAACAGGACUAUAACAUUAAUGAUUAUGCUUUAAUAUUAUAGAGGUAAAAAUCAGCAAAAUGCAGCAUGAAAUGAAGCAGCUAGUUUAUUAACUUGAGUGGGAUAUAUAGAACAUAACCACUACAAUUACAAUGGCUAUUAGUUGGUUUCCAGGCGCACAAGUGCCUGACAACAAGACUUUCAGAUUGCAUUGGUAGUUCUUUUUUGUAUGUGCAAUAUGGUGUAGCCAGUAAUACUGGUCACCCUUAGAGGUUAACAAAUCCUUACGGUUCAAAGAACUGGACAGAGGACAACUUGCCUCAUAUUUCUGGAUCUUUCCCUCCUGGUUGAGCUUCUGCAGGACUCUGCACACGUGGCUCUCGGAGAGCAUUUGGAGGAUGCUGAGAUUAUGCCUGCCCCAGCGGAUAGCGCUGACAUUUGAGAUUGCGUGGUUGAAUUGUGAUUUGUUUUUUUGUGUAAUACGCCAUUUUUUUUGUUCUUGCGGAAAUGAAGCAAUGGAGUACAGUAAGUGAAAAAAUGCCUGAAACGCUUUAUUAUGCCAUUAGCCUGCAGAACCCCACAUUUACCAUUAGUGGCCUUUCACCACAUCCCUAGUAAUAACUAAUAUGAAGUGAUUGGUUACAAGAUGGUUUUUAUGGUCAUGGAUGGCCCUUCCUGUAUGAAAGCCAUUCCCCAGGGAAGUUAGCCUGAAGCCAUUUCUGAUAUUAUUCUUGGUCAGGUGCGUAUUUCACCCUGAACUGGUUUUUACAUUUUAACUACUUUGCUAUAUAUUCAUGCUACUAUAAUUUCCGUCUCCCUUACUUCAAAAGGCAACCUAAACUUCAGUUUAAAGGAAAUACAUUUUAAUGAGAAAGAUGCCUUUGGGAAAAGAUUUCAGGAAUGGGACUCAUCUGCAAACGUGCUGGUUAUCAUUUAACUCAGUAACAGAUCAAUUUUGAAUGAUGUUUUUUGUCUUCUGAAUUCAGUACAAAGGGUCAUGCACUUAUCUCCCAUUCAGCUAAUCUGAUUUCUGGCCUCUGAAAUUUAAAACACUGCAAGGAUGGGUUUUUAAAAUCCAACAUGCUGGUCCACUGCUACGGUAUAUUAUUUCUACUAACAUACCAAAUCCAAAGAUCAGUUCUUACCUAUAGUAAAUGUAAUGAAGGCCAUCUGCUGGAAGACUAGUGGGCUUCCUUGUGCAGGUGGCUGACCACUGUGAGAACAGACUGUUGGGACUAGAUGGGCCACGGGUCUGAUCCACCAGGGCCCUGCUUACGUUCUUAUGGUCUAGGAAAACAAGGCAUGUAUCUAUAAAUCUCAACUCUACUGAAAAGUUGCAGUCAAAAACCCUCCUGCAAUGAGCUGCUCUAUACGUUUUCGAACAAUAUACUCUGGGAAACUGGUGGAAUCAGUACAUUAACACGUUAGAGAGUCAUUACGAGGAGCUUAGAAAAGCAGAACGAAGAGCUGGGGGCAGGAACGUAUGAGCAUUCAUAUUAAUUGCUCUGAUCAAAUAUGGCAAAUGAGUCUCAGAAAAAAAAAAGACCUUUUAAAAAAGCCUCCAUAGCUGAUUAGUCUAAGGCCAGAAUGUCACUUUUAUGAUAGGCAAAAUGUGGGCAAUGGUCCUCUCAAUGGUGACUAAUUAUGACCUAGUUCACACAUUGCUGUAAGCUGAGGACUUGAAUAUAUUCCAUGGGAACAUGGAGAGGAGAACUCUGUAAUGGACUGAGGAAAAAAUUCUCCACAAAAGAUUACGGGAAGACUGUCCACAAGGGCCCCUUCAUGGAUCACUGCCUUGUCAUGGCGAAGGGGCUUGCGUAACUCAGUGAAGCCAUGAGCUAU